AUGAAGGUUGGGGACCUCAGGCGAGGUAUCAUGUGGCUGGUCACCCCACGUGAUCACAUUAAAAUGAGACAUUAUAUGGACAGGCGGGUUACCCCACCUAAGCGGGUUACCUCACAUAUCUGGGGUCCCCCAACUCCAGGUAAACAGGCCCUUUCAAUAGAGAAGUACUUAUCGCAAGCCAAACUCACCCUACCGCGGACAUCUUCCCAAGGUGGAGACGACUAUUUGUUUGGAAAUAUUCAAACCAAGUAUAGCCCUCAGUCCAUCUGCCCAGGCUCCAAAUUGUCGUAUUCAAGAUGUAAAGAAGUUUUAUUGAAGAAGAUUGCAGACGUAGGCUUAGAUCCUAAGUCUUUCUCUUGGCACAGCUUUAGAAGUGGCCAGGUGCAUCUGCCGCCGCUAAUGGUGGUAUCUCCGAUAGAACGUUUAGGCGCCAUAGUAGAUGGCGUUCGGAAAACGCUAAGGAUGGCUACGUUGAAGACUCGUUAG
Molecule: messenger RNA, 486 nt
Organism: Porites evermanni
Lineage: Eukaryota; Metazoa; Cnidaria; Anthozoa; Scleractinia; Poritidae
Source: the annotation of a GenBank genome assembly